GUUCAAACAUUUAAAUUUAUAAACGAGCUGAGCUAAUUAAUGAGUUGAGCAGAAGUAGAACUCAUGAUCUACUUAAUGAGCUAAGCUCGAAUUCAACUUACUUUUUAAUGAACAUUUGAAGUCAAGUUCAACCUCAGUAAAAUUCGGCUUAAUGAGCUAAGCUCGAAUUCAACUUACAUCUUACAAGCGUAUUUCAUCUGGAAAUAUUAAUAAUUCCAGUGGCUCUAGGUGUAAUUUACCCGCCUACAACACCCAAAAGAGGUAGGAGACGGGGAAUCAUUAUCCUGCAUUCUUGCUGAACUAAUAGUAUCCAGUAGGAGCUCACCCGCCGCCGGCGAAUUCCAAAGACGCUGAAAAUCGGAAGUUCGCCAGAAUUUCAAAACCCUGGAUUUCCCUUUCUCCUGAUGGACGCAAAUUCUUUGCUCCUCCGAAACCUCUCCACUUCCCCACCAUCUCCUCUGCUCUUCUUCAAUUUCACUCUUCCUCUCCCCACUUCCCACUGCCACUUCAACUCCAACAAGCCUUUGAAGCAAUUCAACCCGGCCACCGCCUCCGGUAACUCUGUGGCAGUCGUCAGAAGGUGUGUUGCUGGUAAAGAAGUAGAAAUCAUCUUGGAAGGCAUGCCCAACGAGUACUACGACGAUGAAUGGCAAGCCCAACAGAAAGAAAAGGCAAAAGAGUUGGAGAGGCAGCGGCAACUGGAAGAUGAAGAAGAAGAGAGGAAAAUUGAGGAGUACCGGGAAAUUGGGACUAGGCUCAAGGGUUAUCCACAAGAAGAUGUGAGUAAAGCUAAGAAGCUGAUCUCCAGCUUCAUCAGAGCUGCUGAAGAAGUGGAGGAGAGAAUCGAAGAAGCUGCUGAGAAAGGGGAACUUAACGAACUUGUUCUGAUGGUCAUUUGGAAUCGCCUUGAUCUUGCUCGACGCGAUGAGGAGAAGGAUGUCAUCCGGAGUCUUGAUCUUUUAUACAGGAGGGUUGAGACAGAGAUUUUGAAAAGGGAGGCUACUCCUGCGAUGAGACUUCUCAAUGAUCUCUUGAACAUGCAUGAUGGUUUCAACGACGAAGGCUGGCUGAAGGAUUGCAAGAAACUCAUGAUUGCUACCUUCCCACGUGAGGAUCCAUUUAGCAUUCUUGUUCCAACUGGGUUCGACAUUGACAAGCAUGAGGGGCCAAUUAGACCCCCUCCAGAUGCUGAAGAUGUUCUUCUAAGGGUAGAUUUUGUGAGAGAGGUUGAUGAACUGCUCCAAGAAGUGAGAGCAGAGCAGAACGAAGAAGCCGAUGCACAAGGGCUUGAUCCUGAAUCCAUAGCCAACAAGCUGAAACAGCAAGAGAAGCAAAGGACGAUACACAAGGUGGAAGCUCUUCUGGAGCUGGCUGUCAACUUGAAAGUGUAGCAGCGAUAUAUGUUAUCCCUUCUACCAAAUAGCAUGUGACUUAUAAUCCCAGGCCAUUUUUGUAAUCUGGUCUAGGACCAGUAAAGAGAAUUAUACUAUUCUAUCAACUUUGACUUCUGUACCUAAAAUGUUAAUUUCAUUUUGCCCCUUUUUUAUGCCAAGUUGAACUUCUCCAUUGCAUGAACACUCUAACGAACAAAAUUGCCAGAUAACA
Messenger RNA from Linum trigynum, 1605 nucleotides. Lineage: Eukaryota; Viridiplantae; Streptophyta; Magnoliopsida; Malpighiales; Linaceae. The record is from the annotation of a GenBank genome assembly.